UGCAAGAAAUCUACUUGAAUCUAUAGUUAUAAAAUGGAGUUGGAUAGUAUUCUUGAUGUUCUUGACAAGAAAACCAUUUUGGUCACAGGUGCUACUGGUUUUCUGGCAAAAAUUUUUGUGGAGAAGAUACUUAGAAUUCAACCAAACGUGAAGAAGCUAUAUCUUCUUGUGAGAGCAACAGAUAGCAUGUCUGCCUUACGACGCUUCCAAACCGAGGCAGUAGAAAAGGAUUUGUUUAAAGUCAUGAAAGAGAAGUACCAUACAAACCUACAAAGCUUUCUCUCUGAAAAGGUAAUUCUAGUUCCGGGGGACAUAACAUGUGAGAACUUAGGAAUAAAAGACUCAUGCCUGAAAGAGGAUAUGUGGAGAGAUGUUGAAGUUGUUGUUAAUACAGCUGCAUCCACUAACUUUUUCGAAAGAUACGAUGUUGCCCUAGCUCUUAACACAUUUGGCGCUAAAUUUGUUUUGGACUUUGCUAAGAAAUGUAUCAACAUAAAGUUGUUGCUUCAUGUGUCCACAGCCUAUGUCUCUGGUGAGAAGCCAGGGAUAAUACUUGAAAGUACGUGCUACCUGGGAGAGACGAUUGACAUCGAACAUGAGAAAAGGAUCAUCGAAGAUAGACUAAAAGAGCUUGAAUAUCACAAUGCUAACCAAGAAGUAGUUAAAAUGGCCAUGAAAGAUUUGGGUAGACAAAGGGCGAAUCAUUAUGGAUGGCCAAAUACAUAUGUUUUUACCAAGGCAUUAGGGGAAAUGGUUCUUCAACAAUUUAAACGAGAUAUUCCGUUGGUUAUUUUCCGUCCAACAAUCAUCAGUAGUACCUACAAAGAGCCCUUCCCCGGGACCAUCGAUAGCUUUAUUGUUGGCUAUGGAAAAGGCAGGUUAAGGUUUGUCGCUUCAGAUCCUGAAUGCGUGUUUGAUGUGUUACCGGCUGACAUGGUGGUGAAUGCUAUGAUCGCUGCAAUCGUGGCUAAUGUAGAUCAAACUUUUUCUGUAACAAUUUAUCAUGUUGGAUCUUCGGUGUCAAACCCUUUGACAAACACCAUGAUACAAAAAUAUAUAUACAUGUAUUUUACUCAACAUCCAUGGACAAACAAGAAUGGGAAACCAGUCAUAGUUGGCAAGCUUAGAACAUUGAAAUCAAUGGCUAGCUUCCAAAGAUAUAUCACUCUUCGUUUCAUGCUUCCCCUACAGGUACUUAAAGUUGUGAAUGUAAUACUUUGCCAAGCGUUUGCUAGUACAUGCAACAAUAUUGAACGAAAGAUCAACUUUGUACUUUGGCUAGUGAAGCUUUACCAACCAUAUUUGUUCUCCAAAAGUUUGUACGAUGAUAUAAAUACCGAAAAGUUGCGUAACAUGGUUAGGGAGAGUAAACAAGAUGAUGUAUUCUUCAACUUCGACCCAAAAAUAAUUGAUUGGGAAGACUACUUCUUGCAUACACACAUUCCUGGAGUGGUAAGAUAUGAGUUCAAAUGAUCAAGAGCUCACAUAGACGGGUAUAGAUCAUGCAUUUCCAAUCUUUUCAGUUACACUAAUAAUUAUGGCUUGUAUCAAUAAACAUUGUAUCAAUUCGAUCAAGAUGAACAACUUAAAUUGAGUUGGUUGAUGAAUAAAAGUAUUCUCGCAUUCUAUAA
Messenger RNA from Lactuca saligna, 1631 nucleotides. The record is from the annotation of a GenBank genome assembly. NCBI's taxonomy places the organism in Eukaryota, Viridiplantae, Streptophyta, Magnoliopsida, Asterales, Asteraceae.